Exophiala bonariae is the source of this 1200-nucleotide messenger RNA. RefSeq lists its product as uncharacterized. Bases 1 to 1200 code for a protein of 399 amino acids. The record is from RefSeq and is a predicted model, not a curated record. The transcript has 7 exons. Lineage: Eukaryota; Fungi; Ascomycota; Eurotiomycetes; Chaetothyriales; Herpotrichiellaceae.
AUGCGCCUCAACAGACAAAGCCUGCCUCUGUACAAAUCCAGAAGUGCUUAUGCAAAGCGUGGUCGGAUGCUCCGCUACACCACGACGAACUCCACCCUAGGCUAUUGCGAUGUUCCAGUAAGAGAUAAUUCGCUGGUAAUCGAGGUCAUCAGUGGUGUCUUCGGAGGCCUCGCCUUCUUAUUUGUCGUUCUGAGAAUGUGCACGCGGAUACCACCAUUCAAGGCUGGGUUCGGCUUGGAUGAUGUCUUGAUCCUUGCCGUGACUGUCGUGAUGAUGUUCACGACAGCAGCUCAAUUUGCAGGUACCCGCAAGGGGUAUGGCAGAGAUCUUUACACAGUCCCGCCCGACAACAUAACCCCAAUACUGAAGUGGUUCUAUGCCGGUGAAUCCAUGUACGAUUUCUGUAUCUCGGUCACCAAGUUAUCGAUCCUUGCAUUCUAUCUGCGGAUCUUCACCGACCGCACCUUCAAGAGACUUACAUAUGGCAUGAUGGCAAUCUGCACAGCUUAUGCUGUUGCGACAAUAAUAGCAACCAUUUGGCAAUGCACACCUGUGUCAUAUGUUUGGACCAGCUGGAGUGGUGAGACGGAAGGGCAUUGUAUCGAUGUCUUUCUCUUGACCUGGAUCGCGACUUCGCUCAACAUUCUCUUCGACAUCCUCAUCAUCUUGUUGCCGAUCCCGCAUAUUCUGAAAUUGACUUUGACACGGAAGAAGAAGAUGCAAAUCAUCUCCAUGUUCUGUGUUGGCCUCUUUAUUACACUUACCAGUGUGGUACGUCUUCAGGCACUUAUCAGCUUCCGCGCAACAACCAAUUUUACAUGGGACUAUGUCGGCGUCAGCUACAUGUCGAUGCUUGAAAUUGAUGUGGGGAUCAUGUGCGCGUGCAUGCCAGCAUUGCAGCUCCUCCUUCGACGUGUAGCACCCAAAAUUUUCGGGAGCACUGCGGACCAGAGCUCUUAUUUACACCCACACACUGGAUCGCGGAGCCGAACUCGAACAUUCCGCCACACUGGCAGCCAUGCUCCACAGCCCAAGAGCAUCACCAAAACCAUUACUACCACCGUUACCGACAUGCCGAAAGACAGCGACUCGGUCAUGGAAUUGGUAGACAAUGAUCGACACGAUGGCCAUGCAGCAAACAUGGAUGGUAGCUCCUUUGCCACUGUGUCGUCCGAACAUCCCCAGAAACCAAAUUGGUAA